Messenger RNA from Vitrella brassicaformis, 1624 nucleotides. NCBI's taxonomy places the organism in Eukaryota, Vitrellaceae. The record is from the annotation of a GenBank genome assembly.
CGCACGACACAAAGGGCACCAGUCACACGUCACACCGCAUCACUAUCAAUCUGUCUCAUGGAAAAAAGACACGGCAUCCGUCAUUGUGGUGUACACAUGGCAUGCACGCACAAAUGACCGCACCAACGCAGCGCCACCCCACAAAUACACCACGACCCACUCUCGCAAAAAAGAGUACCCACCAGAGCACAACCUGUACUUGUGUGCCAAUGCAGCCAGCAGACAGCUACAGCCAAGGCAUGGCCAUGUCUGCAGGGCUAUCUGCAGAGACCUCACGGAUUUCAAACCGCAGCUCACCACAGCACUCGCUCCACCCAUCAGGCCUCACCACAGCAGCCAGCUGCCCAGCGAUAUUAACACAGAUAGAUAAGGCAGCCAACUGAACACCCGCCACUCGCCUCCACCCUCGCCGCCUGCAGCACAUCAGCACCGUCCCUUCCCUCACUCAUCCUGUUUGCCCAUGAUCCUUUUGAACCGCUCCUCAUUGCUGUAGUAGACCAGCGCCACCACAAGCGGGAUCACGAAGAUGUAGAUGGACCACGCCGCCACAGCAACGGUCAGGGUGCUCUCAGCGGGGAGGAAGGAGAGCACCUGCUGACUCGCCAGGCUCGACAGCUGCAGACGUGGGCUUCGUUGGAGCAGUGCUGCGGUGCUCCUGGACGAUAACAAGGGAGAUCUGCUGCUUGGAGAAGGCGCGACGAAGGCAUCUGCCGAUGUUGAGGAGGCGAUGAAUAGGAUCAGCAGCAGCAGAACGAUGCAGGUGGAUAGAUGAGUCCGUGAUGGUGUUGGCAGCGUCAUCCGAGCGUCAGAUCUCCGCUCCCUGGCGAAUCGUGCGGCCCGGCUGUUGAGUGCGUCUGCGAGGAAGGCCAAAAGCGGCGCCGCUUGAAGCUGCAGAGCGAUAUGUUUCUCCUCCUGUGUUUGGACGCCUGGUGGGCGCCUUCCUUGACAGCGGUCCGUGUGGUGCCGUCGGUGCGCCACUCGUAGCUGUGAGCGAGCGAGAAGCGCCACAGCCCUCUGACCGUCUCAAACCACUCAUCUGAUCCACACACACGACAGAUAAGCACACACAGACAGAGAGGGUGGGCAUCGAUAUCCGCUGCUGACCGACCAAGGCUGGUGGCCGUGUCAGUGAGGCGUUUGUUGAGCAGCCGCGGCAGAGACGGCGCCUCGGAAAUCACACUGUCCAACACGUAAUACGUCUGCGCCACGCACACACACACACACACGCAGAGAGAAACCACACAGCACACAGCCAGUGGUGAAGCAAGCAGGCAUGAAAGAGUCCUUGAUGGUCAGUGUACGUUUGUCGAAUGCGUGACGUUGGCCUUUCGCGUCAGUUUGGCGAUGAUCCAGAGGUCUGAGAAGGUGAUGAGUCCCCGCUGCUGCAGCUCCUCCAUCUGCAUGAAUCGACUGCACCACACACACUGCAAACACACACACGUGAACAAUAGCGUUUGCCCUGCCGCUGUCUUGUCGGUUUGACUCACUCAGGCACCUCUCAUUCAUGCAGCGCCGAUGAGUCAGUCGAUUUAAAGUGCACUCAGGCAAGACAGCACACUCACUCAUUCACUGCCUGUCUGUGUCUGUCUGUCAGUGCCGCGUGAGCACAUUGCAUGAUCCUGGU